AUGAUAAGAAAUUUUGUACGUGCUGCUGCGUCUCAGUCGGCUGUUAGUAUCACUAGAUCAACCCCAUUUGUAGGAUCCCGUUUCUUUUCCAUGACUUCUUCUAAUUCAGGAAGAGGAUUCAAGCAGGGGCGCGGUACCGGCGACUCUGGUCAAUCAUCUUUGUACAACAGCGAACGGCGUUGGAAAGACGACGACACAUUCAAUGCUCUUGGAACAACUGAUGAACUCUCGUCGUAUCUUGGAGUUUGUGGAUCAUCCGCUCAAAACGAUGGCGGAAUGGAUGACGUGGUGGAGACAUUGACGAGACUUCAAUGCUGCCUUCAGGAUGUUGGAGCACAUCUUGCAACGCCUCCUAAAAGCUCUUCAGAAAGAAAACAAAAAAAGACCAUGUUUGAUGUAGCAAUGGUAGAAUGGAUUAAUGCGGAAAUCGAUCGGUAUGGUGAUGAUUUGCCAGCCAUUCGUCAGUUCAUUCUAUCAGGAGGAGGCGUUACGUCAGCUAAUCUACAAUAUGCCAGAGCAAUUUGUCGUCGUGCGGAAAGAAGUGUUGUACCUUUGAUGAGAGAAGAGAACAUUGAUCCGAUGGCUCUCAAGUUUUUGAACAGAAUGAGCGAUCUUCUAUUUGUCCUUGGUCGUACUGCAUGCAUGCGAAACAAAUUUGAUGAACUGACCUAUCUCCGUCCGGACUCUUUUACUAAUAUGAAAUGGGAUCGAAAGUCUCUUCAUGAUAAGAAAAAAUGA
This is a messenger RNA of Caenorhabditis briggsae, 738 nucleotides long. It is a transcript of the gene Cbr-mmab-1, whose product is annotated as Protein CBR-MMAB-1. The coding region runs from base 1 to 738 and encodes 245 amino acids. Gene Ontology annotation, molecular function: corrinoid adenosyltransferase activity. The record is from RefSeq and is a predicted model, not a curated record. Lineage: Eukaryota; Metazoa; Nematoda; Chromadorea; Rhabditida; Rhabditidae. The transcript is spliced from 4 exons.